CAAGACAUCUGCGUAAAGUAAUACUAAAAAUAAAACCGAGAGGAAAAACACCGCAUGCUCUUGCUGCACCAAGCGCCGUAGCUGAAUACAAAAAUAAAGAAUCUAAUCGAUAUCGGCUGCAGCCAUUCAUUCGUGUUAUCAAGCUAAUCUCGGGACGCUUUAACUUUUGAAAGCCUGUGCAUCCUCGUCCUCCUCACUAAGGUCUUUGUGUCAUAUGGCAGAUUCUGAGCAAUCUGUGAGUCCAUCUACGUCAUCCACUAGCAUAACAUUUCCAUCAUAUAGCGCCGCCUCUGUGACCGCAGAUUUGACUCGUCGCUCCUGUCCUGAACGUGUUGCAUACAUGCGAAGGCACGCGCAAGGUGUCUCGUGCGCUAUCCGCAGCGGUGAGGCAGCGUCACUCAACCAAAACAUCUGUCUCCACAGUUGAAUCUGACAGCAACGGUGACAGGUUAAUAUGAGCGAGCUGGUGGUGCGGACCCUUCCGUCUCCUUCAUUUGUGCAGGGUCCUGGUCUGGACACCUAUAAAGGAUGGCUCUUUAAAUGGACCAACUACCUGAAGGGUUACCAGCGCCGGUGGUUCGUCCUGAGCAACGGCCUCCUGUCAUACUACAGGACUCAAGCAGAAAUGGCUCACACCUGCCGUGGCACGAUUACCUUGGCAAUGGUGCACAUAGAUGUGGGUGACACCUGUCACUUUGUGUUGACAAGUGGAGGGCGGAGCUACCACCUGAAGGCCAGUUCAGAGGGCGAGUGCCAGCGAUGGGUUUCUGCUCUUCAACAGGCUAAAGCCAAUGCCACUCAGAUGAUGCAUCAUUCAGAUGACUCUGGUGAUGAGGGAUCACUUGCCCAGCCGGAUCGUGCUUUGAUCCAGGGGGCGCUCAAUACUCUGGUUAGCAAUCUCGAUGACCUCAGCACCUGCAACGAGCUGAUUGGGAAGCACGGUGCUGCGCUUCAGCGCUCUCUUAGUGAACUAGAGGACCUGCGGGCCCCCACCGACGGCGCUGAUAAACUGAAGACCGUCAACGAACGAGCCACUCUCUUCCGUAUCACCUCCAAUGCUAUGGUCAAUGCCUGUCAGGACUUUGUAGAUCUAGCAGAGACACACAGCAGGCAGUGGCAGCGUGCACUGCAGUAUGAGCGGGAACAGCGCCACCACCUGGAGCAGACUAUUGAGCAGCUAGCCAAACAGCACAACAGUCUGGAGAGAGCCUGGAGAGAAUCACCCAGCACACAAAACAAAGGGGCAGAGAGAACACCAGAGGGAGAGUCCAGUGAGGAGAAUGAAGACAUAGAGUUCUUUGAUGCCAUGGAAGAUUCUCAAGCCUUCAUCACAGUGCCUGCAGACGAUCACUCCCAGCACAGACUCUUGAGCAGUAAUCAGAGCAUGACAAGUGGAAGUUUAUCCAGUAAUUGGAGCCAGGAGAACAAUGAAUGUUCCAGUAUGUACCUGCGCAGAGGCAGACGCUGUCGAAUCCCAGAAAAGCCCAACUACUCGCUCAAUCUGUGGAGCAUCAUGAAGAACUGCAUUGGCAAAGAGCUCUCCAAGAUUCCUAUGCCUGUGAACUUCAACGAGCCGUUGUCGAUGCUUCAGCGUCUGACAGAGGAUCUGGAAUACAGUGAGCUCUUGGACCGAGCAGCACACUGCGACUCGUCUCUGGAACAGAUGUGUCUGGUUGCCGCAUUCUCUGUCUCGUCCUACUCCACCACCAUCCACCGCACAGGAAAACCCUUCAACCCCCUGCUGGGAGAGACCUACGAGCUGGACCGCCUGGAUGAGUACGGCUACCGCUCCAUUUGUGAGCAGAUAAGCCAUCACCCCCCAGCAGCUGCCCAUCAUGUAAUAUCACAGCGAGGCUGGACCCUGUGGCAGGAGAUCACCAUCGACAGCAAAUUCCGUGGCAAAUACAUCUCAAUCAUGCCACUAGGCAACAUUCACCUUAAGUUCCACUCCAAUGAAAAUCAUUAUGUGUGGAGCAAGGUGAUCUCUACUGUGCACAAUAUAAUAGUGGGCAAACUGUGGAUUGACCAAUCUGGAGACAUUAUAAUAGUCAACCACCGGACCAAGGACACAUGCCACCUCAAAUUCUCUCCUUACAGCUAUUUUUCCAGGGAUGUUCCCCGCAAGGUAACAGGUGUUGUGACGGAUGGUGAAGGCACCGCCCACUUCAUUCUUUCAGGAACAUGGGAUGAUAAAAUGGAAGCUGCGAAGAUAAUAGAGAGCAGCCACGGCUGUGGAGGAUCUGAGGGCAAACAGAAAACUGUUUAUCAGACUCUACCACCAAAACUACUGUGGAAGAAAUACCCUCUCCCUGAGAAUGCAGAGAACAUGCAUUUCUUCUCUUCUCUGGCUCUGACUCUGAACGAGCCUGAGGAUGGUGUGGCUCCUACUGACAGCCGUCUGCGACCCGACCAGCGGCUGAUGGAGGCGGGAUUAUGGGACGAAGCUAAUGCUGAGAAACAGCGUCUGGAGGAGGGACAGAGACUUGAGAGGAGGAAGAGAGAGGCCCAGGCCAACCUCACACUAGAGGAGGGUAAAGAGGCAGAGAGCUACCAGCCCCUGUGGUUUGAGAAAAGGACUGAUUCAGAGACAGGCGAGAGCAGCUAUAUGUACAGAGGAGGAUACUGGGAGGCCAAAGACACACAGGACUGGAUUCAGUGCCCUGCCAUCUUUUGAAGUCUCUCAGGCUCAUCAUUCCAAGCGGAUGAUCCAGGAUCUGCUUCGGGAAUGCUGCUUACCAAUGCUUCCAAAUCUAAGGAGUUUCAAAAAUGUGAAAUAUACUCAUUUUGUUCACUCACUGCUAAUGCAUCCACACUUAUACAGUAUAUCACCAUUUGGUGUGUGUUUAUGGGGGUAUUUCGGCAACUGAAUUGUAGCAGGGAAAAUACAUAUUGCAUGAAAAAUAAUAUUGUUUAAAGCACAAUAGAUGGAGGCACUUUAUUCAACAUUAUAAACCUUCCACUGAAGGACAGUGAUGACAUUUAAUGAUCUGGGGAAUGUAACAUUGCACCAGGGAAAAGACUGCUUAAAGUUACACCCUGGUUUGUAAGUUGUUUCAGGCCAACUUUAUGAUGUUCAUGCACUGAUGGAGAAAAAAGUUGCAGACAUUCUACUUUGUUGCAGUACACACUACUUUUAAAGUAUAGAGACUGAAUUGCCUCUAACAUCCAACAAGACUGUGUUCCUCCAAUGAGCUGAAGUAUAGAUCAGGUGCUGUGUAGUUUCAAUAGUGCAAACAUCCUCCAUAAGCAACUUAGAUAGAAUCAAGAUCAGUGUAUUGAUGUUGCUUCUACAACAAUAAUUACUACAGCUAAUCCAUGAGAUGGCAUACAUUUAAAGCAAGUAUUCAUUUUUAGCAGCCUAUUUUGUUAUUUAGUACAAGUGUAAUGUAAAUGUCACUGUGUGGGUUGCAAAUAAUGGCUUAAUGGACAUUCUUAAUGGAAAUUCUCCAUACAGUCAUGGCUGAAGGUUUGCAAACAUACUAAAGCAGCACUAAGCAAUAAUUUUAUUUCAUUUUUAUUCAUUUAAAUAGAUGAAUCAAUACUACACUCAAUUUAAUGUGACUCAUCUGCAUGUAACACAACAUUAGUACGUAUAUUUUUAUAAUAAUUAUGCAAAUGAAGCACGCACUGCAACAAAUAUACACAGAAAAGUACACUCAAUAUUCUUUGAAAUUUAAUAUCGCACACUAUUAAUUCAGAAAAAAAUGCUUGCAUCGAUAAUGUCAAACUUUAGGAUGUUUGCAAACAUUUGGCCAUUACAAACCUUUGGCUUUAUUAUCCAUAACUUGCAUUUUAUGGUGGCAAUAUUUCUAUUUUCCACUAUUAGUAGCUAAAGCACAUUUACUAUAUUCAUGUUGCAAGGAACAGUGAUUUGGAAUACUGACCAUAAACUGUAUACAGUGUGGAUGAAUGCAAACUCAUAUUUGGGCAUUAAAGAACAUUAUGUACAUGGGCAGAAUAGAGUGAAAUGAAAGUAUGCCAUGCCAGGAAAUACUUUAGAUGUGGACAGUACAAUGUGCUGGUAGAAGUAUGAAGAACUAAUUUAAGUUGCACUGCUUUAUGGACUGUUUCUGGUUUUCAACCAAAUGAAAAGUGUAUUCAUAUAAACUGUGGUUGUAAUUCAUGAGAUGAGUUGCUUCAGUAUAGUGUCAAGCGGCACUGCAAAGUUGCACAGAGAAAAUUACCUUCCCAGUGUAUUUAUUUUUUAACAGUGAUAAAAGAAGACUUAUUGACAAUUUUAAAAAGAGUAUAAAAGAUGACUAUUAUAACUAGAAAAAUGAAUUGUGAUUCAUGAUGAUGAUGUUGGUGAUGUGUAUUGUGAUUGUCACGUUGGAUGAUCAGUAUUUGACAUUGCACCUGAAUUUCAAAGACUCUUAAGAUCUUAAUUAUUAAAUAAUGAUGUGAAUUUACUAAAAA
Molecule: messenger RNA, 4416 nt
Organism: Myxocyprinus asiaticus (Chinese sucker)
Lineage: Eukaryota; Metazoa; Chordata; Actinopteri; Cypriniformes; Catostomidae
Product: oxysterol-binding protein 2-like
Exons: 14
Coding region: 455-2674 (739 amino acids)
Cellular component (GO): intracellular membrane-bounded organelle; membrane; cytosol
Molecular function (GO): cholesterol binding
Source: RefSeq, a predicted model, not a curated record